GCCGCACAGAACCAACAGCGCAGCAGGCGUGGCUUAUAUAAAGAUGUGAGUUUGUCGGAAGAGGAAAGGGACGGAGCGGUGUGUGCCGUGUGCGGGAAAGCUAUUUAUCUACGUUUGUGUGUAGGUGGGAUUUUGCUCGUUGCAUGUUGCAGCAGCUGCGUCAUUGUUGACUUUGGUUUGGGGUACCUGACCUGGCCUGACUGAAUCCGCACACGAUAGCCGUUUGGUGCAUCUCUCCGCGGGUUUACGGGGUACGACGUAAGGGCCGCGAGCGGCUGCAGACGUACAUAAAGGAGGGGAGGGCCCAACCAUAUCCACGAGACCUCUCCCCUCAGGCGGCGGCACGCACAACACCAAUUGAAGCUGAACCGAACGUGGAAACUUCAAUUCCUCGACGACUCCAAACUAUUGCCAAUAAAGAAAUGGACGUCCUCCUCCAGCAGCACCAGCAACAACAAGCCGCCAUGCUCUCCAUACUCCCGCCCUCCACCACCCUCCCGAACGUCCUCACAGCCGCAGCGCAUCUACACCUCCUCUCCUUCGCGCUAACCCUCGUCCUCCCCCUCAUAACCCUGCUCUACAUCCACCGCGACUACCAAGCCUUCCUCUCCCUCGGACCCGGUGGCACGCCCAGCACGCCCCUCGGCUACGCGAAGAUCAAGCUGCUCUCUCUGAUCUGCCUGCGCCAUCCGCGACGCCCGGUCGCCGUGCCGCCGCACUUCCGCCCGCAGAAAGGCUACCUGCCCGCGCUUCGCACAAGACCCGGAGAACGGCCCGUGGUGCAAGGCAUCGCGCCGCAGCGGCAGCAGACGCAGCGGUCGUCCGAGGAGAUAUACAGGGGCCUAGUGGGCGCAAUGCGGCGGCUGAUCGGCGAGCCGGCGAACUGUCUGCUCGAGCGGACGAGCUGCUUCGAGAAGCACAGCUCGGGUAUUUUCGCCAGCACGCCGAUUACGCGGACGUGCGGUGGAGAAGUGUGCCACGCGCAUCCGUCGGACGGGUCGCUACACAUGACGCUGCAUCCGGCGGACGCGAAGAUUGUGCUCGAGAGUGGCUGGGGCGAACGACAUCCGCUGGCACGAGGAGGCUGGUGCAGGCGAUUCGUACCGAGGGAGUUUGUGCUGAUAUAUGCGCCCCGGAACGAGCAGGAGAUCGAAGUCGUCAUGCGCAUCAUUGCUGCGGGAGUGUGGUGGGUUGCUGGAAUUGACGUGCACAAGGACGGGCGGGAUAGGAGAGACUCGGGAGCGGAUGCGGAGGCACCGCUAAGUGCGCAGGCGGAGACCGAAUGCCAUGCAUGUAGAGUCCAUGGGUGCGGCAGGAAAAGUGUAGAGAAAAUGACAGGGGACGCAUGAGUUGGCAGAGAGCGCAAGAAAAUGAAAUUGGCAUGAAGCAGCGUUAAAAAGCUAAAAAUUGAAUUAGUGCAGAUCAGAGGCUGGAGCUGCUAACCAGGAAGCCCGGUGAGGUGUCUCUGUGGUCGGCUGGAUGAUAGUGGAUAAAAGGUAGAGGAACGAAAUCCCAAAUAAGACGACCAGAUAGAUGUGUUCCCGAUCAUGUUUUUAUCCGCAGUCUAUGUGUAUCCGUACCUACGCCUGGUUAGAUGGACUGCUACUCGGGGAGCACCUUUUUAAACCCCGCCUUUACUUUCCAGUGUUCUCCCAGAAGCAGCGCCUUUUCAUUGCUUUCCGCCAGUCUUCGCCCAGUGGGCAUACUCUUUCCUCUUUCCCCUGACGUCCCAGAAACCUCUCCUCCCUUCUCCCUUCCCUCCAAUGCCGCCGUCAAGCCCCAAGAACGCAUACGGAUCCCCUUCGCUCAGCACCUCCUCACCCUCCCUUGUCCA
Messenger RNA from Trematosphaeria pertusa, 1834 nucleotides. RefSeq lists its product as uncharacterized. The transcript has a single exon. Bases 423 to 1349 code for a protein of 308 amino acids. NCBI's taxonomy places the organism in Eukaryota, Fungi, Ascomycota, Dothideomycetes, Pleosporales, Trematosphaeriaceae. The record is from RefSeq and is a predicted model, not a curated record.